Molecule: messenger RNA, 2255 nt
Organism: Centruroides sculpturatus (bark scorpion)
Lineage: Eukaryota; Metazoa; Arthropoda; Arachnida; Scorpiones; Buthidae
Product: disintegrin and metalloproteinase domain-containing protein 10-like
Exons: 6
Coding region: 97-2166 (689 amino acids)
Biological process (GO): membrane protein ectodomain proteolysis; Notch signaling pathway
Cellular component (GO): plasma membrane
Molecular function (GO): metalloendopeptidase activity
Source: RefSeq, a predicted model, not a curated record
ACAGGGUGGAAAGAAUUAUUAAAAAGUAUAUGUACAGUACACAAGGCGUACAUGCAUAUAUAUUUUGAUAUAAAAUAGGUUUUGCUUCAUAAAUUCAUGUUUUUAUUAGGUAUUUCUUUAAAAAAUUCUUUUAUUAUAUCCUAUAAUUUUCAAAAUCUGCAUUCCAAAAUUAAAAAGAAAGCUCGUGAAAGAAUGAAAUUCUAUUCGAAUUUAAAAGAAUUUUUCAAAUAUGUAAUAAGCACGAAAAUCGAGCCUUCAAUUGCCGAGGAAAUUCGACUAAAAGAUUCCACUUUCGUGCGAUUUCGUGCUUACGGAAAGAAAUUUCAUCUUCAUCUUAACGAAGACCAUUCUAUACUUUCUCCCAGUACCAAAGUCUUCAUUAAUGGCGCUAAAACCAUUCAAUUAAAGCUAAAAAACAUACCGGGCUCUUCGAUCUACACCGGAAUUGUAAGAGGAGAAAAUCAAUCUUCAGUUAGUGGAUAUUUUCAUAAAAAUUCGUUCGUUGGACGAAUAGAAUUGACGGAAGACAUUUACUAUUUAGAAAUGGCAUCUUUAUAUUUAAUACAAGACAGAUAUAAGGAUAAAGUUAUUAUUUAUAAACAGAAAGACGUCCUUCCUCCUGGAUGUAGAAUGGUAAAUGGAAGAAGAAUUUGCGAGGAAAGAGUGAUGAAUGAUGUAAUUUCUGUCGAUAAAGUGAAUUUUUCUGAAGGUUUCAACGGUAAAAAGAUUGUAGAAGAUAUUGUGUUUGUAGAAAACCAGUUAACAUGCGAUGUGGAAGUAUUGGCAGAUCAUACUUUUGUGGAAUUCUUUAAAGGUUCUCGGCCACAGAUUAUUGCCGAAAUGCUUUAUCAUGUGAAAGUAUCUGAUAAAGUCUUCAGGAAUACGGAUCUAGAUAAUGAUCUGGUACCAGAAGGAAUUGGAUUUAACGUAGAGAAGAUAACAAUUAUUGAAGAUAAGAAUCGACCCGAUUAUCCUCUUAAUUUUAUCACUUCCGAUAGUACCAAGUACUUGACCGAGUUUGCCAAAAAGUACAGACACGAUUCUUGCAUGGCAUUAGCUUUUUGCCAUAGGGAUUUUGAUGGUGGAGUUGUAGGAAAAGCAUUUUUAAAUUCUUUGCAAUAUACAGAAGGUUUGUGUCACCAUUCUACAUUCGGUAGUUUGAAUACUGAUGUGGGUAUUGCCACUAAUCUUAAUGGAGGAGUGGUCAUUUCAAGGUCGAUAGUCAGUAUAAUUUUAGCACAUGAAAUUGGACAUACUUUUGGAUCGCCUCACGAUAAACCUGGAGAUGCAGUAUGUGCUCCCGGAGAUAAAAAUAGAGCAAUUGGAAAUUAUAUUAUGUAUCCUGUAGCUUCUGAUGGAUAUUUCCGCAACAAUUGGAUUUUCUCUCCUUGCAGUAAGAAAGAACUAUAUGAAACUAUUUAUAGUCAGCAAGGACAUUGUUUAAAAAAAAAAUCAAAAUCUGUGUGUGGAAACGGAAUCACCGAAUUAGGAGAAGAAUGCGAUUGCGGAAGGCGGGAUGCCUGUGCGGAAACGGACAAAUGCUGUAAUCCUCCAGGAAGCAAGGCAGAAUGCACUCUGAAAAAAUACACGGCAACUUUCUGUAGUCCUCGAGAAGGAGAUUGCUGUAACGAAAAAUGUGAAAUUAUUUCAAAAGAAAAGAAUCAUAAAUGCUUUUCUUAUAUUCCUUGUCAAAUACCUAUUUUAACCUGCGAUGGAACGUCGCCAGUUUGUCCUAGAAUUCCUCUAGCGGAUGGCACCCCUUGUUUAGGAUCUUCUAGCACUUGUCGACAUGGUGUUUGCACAAGUAACGUUUGCAGUGAUAAUGGUUUAGAACAUUGCGAAUGUGCAUCUAAGAAUGAUGAGUGCCAUAUUUGCUGUUUAGACGCUUCGAGGAACUGUCGAACUACCCAAUCACUCGGACUUUUCCAACCAAAUAGGAGAAUAUAUGUAAAAGUUCCUGGAACUUCCUGUCAUAAUAAUAAAGGAAUAUGCUUAAGUAAUGGAACGUGUAGUCUUGAGAAACCACACUGGGAUAGAUACAGAAGACAUUGGUUUAGAAUAUUUUGGCCAUUCUUUUUGUUUCUACCUUUGCUUAUUUUACUCCUGUUUAUAGUAUUUAUCUACCAAUAUCUGACAAAAAUUUAUCCUUUGAAAAAUGUAGACUAAAUGUAUAGAAACGAACGGUUUACAUCUAAAUGCCAUUAUUUCAAAUAGAUGUAUGGAAAUUUAUAAAUAAAAAAUAAUUUUAAAAUUAA